AUGGAGCAAUUGGGGAAUUUAUUAUUUUUUGCUUCCAAUUCAAAAUGGAAGUCGUAAAAACAAGUUAAUAUUUUAUUAAUGAUUCAUAGAGUAAAUCAAAGAUAAAAACCUUAAAAAAUUAGUCAAAUCAGAGUGAGCUUCUCAAGAGAUAGUCAAUUACUAUUCUCUAGUAUUUUUAUACAAUGUUUAUAGUUUAGAUAUUGCAUGAAUUAAAGUACAAAUUGAUUAAAUACCUUAAAGUGCAUUAGUAUUUAAUGUUUUGAUUCAAUAAAAAUUAAAGUUAAUGGAAGUUUUAUAAUAUUUGGCCUCAUUUAGUAGAGGUAAAAUAGUCAGCUUUUGUGGAUCAUUAUGAUCAUGAAUUCAGCUGUAAUUGUGAUCUUUAAGUAUAUGAUGAAGUUAUGAAAUGUAUUAAAAUUGAAUAUACUACAAUCUACUCUGGUAUUUAUGAUAAUGGUGUAAUAAGAUAUAUUAAGGAAAAUAUGAUGAAUGGAAUCAUAAGUAAUUUUCAUUUGACACUAAUGAUCUAUCAAUAUAUUUAAAAAGUUAUUACUUAUAACUAGUGCUUUUUGUAUAAUAAAAGUAUUCUCAAUCCAAGAUGCAACUCUAUAAACUAUCUAAACUUUAUAAGGAUAUUAUAUAUUUAGGAUGAUUUUUAUAAUACGGGUUAUAUUUUUCUUUGGGAUCUUCAAAAAACUAAAUUAUUAUAUUUAAAAAAGAUUAUUUUGAUGAAUUUAGAUAAUCAUAUUUUACUCUUGAUUAGAUUUUUGUAAUAAUGUUUAUUUUAUGAAAGGAUGUCUAUGAAUUACUAGUAUUGA
Messenger RNA from Paramecium pentaurelia, 815 nucleotides. The record is from the annotation of a GenBank genome assembly. Lineage: Eukaryota; Ciliophora; Oligohymenophorea; Peniculida; Parameciidae.